UAUGUAAAUAGAUGUAAUCAACCUACAUCAACUAGUAUAUCUGCUAGAACAGUCUAUGUCAGUGUUUCAAGUCAAGUACUUACUUUAUGUGAAGUUCAGAUAUAUUCCGAUUAUCAGUGUAAUACUGGAUACUACAGUACAUCAAGUUCUACAUGUCAACCUUGUAAUACCUGCCUUAAUGAUAAAUGUAAUCCUGGUACUGGUUAUUGUACUGAUGGAUGUAAAGACGGUUAUUAUGGUAGUAAAUGUGAAGACCGAUGUAGUGAUGGGUGUUUAAACAAUCAGUGUAAUCAGAUAGGCGGUACCUGCACAUGUAUGGACGAUUAUUACGGUGAUACAUGUCAACAGCCCUGUAGUCCUAACUGUAUAAACAGUAAAUGUUCCACUACAUUUUCAUCACCAAAAUGUACAGAUGGUUGUAUUGAUGGUUAUCAAGAUUCUUAUUGUCAAUCACCAUGUCCUGUUAACUGUAAAACAUGUCAACAAGAUGGAUCAUCAUGUAUUGCAUGUAAUCCAGGAUGGUUUGGUACAAACUGUUUUUCACCAUGUUCUAGUAAUUGUGUCGGAGGAUGUAAUAAGUUAGAUGGUAGAUGUAAUGACUGUAAACCUGAUACAGUUGGUCCAUACUGUAACCUUACAUGUGGUCCAGAAUGUCAACCAAUAACACACCAGACCAGUGUCACUUGUGAUAGAACUGGUAGAUGUACUGACUGUCUUAUAGGAAUAUAUGGUAAAGGAUGUAAUAUAAGCUGUAGUACAGGAUGUAAUGGUGGAUGUGGAAGAGAUGAUGGUAAAUGUACUAACUGUAUUAUAGGAAGGUAUGGUGAUAAAUGUGAUAAGAAGUGUAGUACAGGAUGUGAUGGUGGAUGUAGAGGAGAUAAUGGUAGAUGCACUGACUGCAUUGUAGGAAGAUAUGACGAUAGAUGUGAUAAGAACUGUAGUACAGGAUGUGAUGGUGGAUGUAGCAGACGUAUUGGUAGAUGUAGGAACUGUAUUAUAGGGAGAUAUGGUCAUUAUUGUGAUAAAAACUGUAGUACAGGAUGUGAUGGUGGCUGUGAUAGAAAUAAUGGAGAAUGUACUAGCUGUAUAGAAAGCAGAUAUGGUAAAGAAUGUUAUAAGAGUUGUAGUACAGGAUGUGAUGGUGGCUGUGGUAGAAAUUAUGGAGAAUGCACUAGCUGUAUAGGAGGCAGAUAUGGUAAAGACUGUUAUAAGAGUUGUAGUACAGGAUGUGAUGGUGGAUGUAAUAGAAGUGAUGGUAAAUGUACAUCUUGUAUUAAAGGUAAAACUGGAGACAUGUGUGACAUUGACUGUAAUAAUAAUUGUACUGUUUGUAAUCAGGGUAAUCCCAACUCUUGUACUGAAUGUAAAGAUGGAAGAUGGGGAUCAUCAUGUAAUAAACUAUGUAAUAUUAACUGUAAACCAGUAGUUGGUACAACUGUUGGUAAAUGUAAUAUAACAAGUGGAUUAUGUACUGAUGGAUGUAAAACGGGAUUAUAUGGUAUAGAUUGUAAUAAUGAUUGUCGGUCUAACUGUAAAGAUGGUUUAUGUGAUCAGAUGACAGGAAAUUGUAUCAUUGGAUGUUUACCUGGUAAAAUAGGGUCUAACUGUACAACAGACUGUGAAGCUGGUAGUUAUGGUGACAACUGUACGAGACAAUGUGGCAAUUGUGGUAAUAAAAGACCAUGUGAUGUAACUACUGGUAGUUGUGGACUUGUCGGAUGCGCUGAUGGGUUUCAAGGUCCAACUUGUCAGGAACGUGUACCUGUUUCUACAAGUACCACAUUAGGUCCUGUGGUUUAUGUUGUGAUUGGUGUUAUAUGUGGUAUAUUUGGCAAUGUAGUUGUUUUCCUCUCGUAUCAUUUCUACAAGAAAAGACGCCAGUCAAGUCCAAGUCCACAAAAUGAUGAAAUUAUUCCCGAUUACAUUUACACCUCUAGUAAUUUAAACCCGACUAGUUCUACAACAGAUGAAAUUAUUCCCGAUUACAUUUACACCCCUAGUAAUUUAAACCCGACUAGUUCUACAACAGAUGAUACAUUAACCACUGGACGUAAAAAUAUUCCAACUAAUACACGUAAUGUAGUGUAUGAAAACCAGUCGUUUAAUACAGAAGACGAUGUGAGAAAUAUGUAUGAUACAUUAGAUGACACAGUAGAUGAUACGCCCAAUACGUAUACGUCUAUAGAAUAAAAAUAAUACUGUAUAUGGUAUAUAAGACAUAUGUAUGGUAUAUUAGAUAACACAUUUGAUAAUACAUCUACAGAUAUAAUCAAAUAGAUGUAAUACUGUAGAUUGUAUAUAAGAAAAACUUUAAUAUAAAGCAUGCCAUAUAGAUGUAAUACCGUAGGUUGUAUAUUAGAAAUACUUUUAUAUAAAGCAUGACAUCUAGAUGUAAUAAUGUUGGUUUUAUAUAAGAAAUACUUUAAUAAAGCAUGAUAUAUAGAUGGAAUAAUGUUGGUUUUAUAUAAGAAAUACUUUAAUAAAGCAUGCUAUAUAGAUGUAAUAAUGUUGGUUUAUAUAAGAAAUACUUUAAUAAAGCAUGCUAUAUAGAUGUAAUAAUGUUGUUUUUUUAUAAGAAAUACUUUAAUAAAGCAUGAUAUACUGUAUAUUUUAUACAAGAAAUGUUUUAAUACAAAGCGUGACAUAAAUUUAAUACAAAGCGUGACAUAAAUUUAAUACAAAGCGUGACAUAAAUUUAAUACUUUGGAUUUUAUAUAGAAAUAUUUUAAUGAAGCAUGAUAUAUAUAUAAUACUAUAGAUUUUAUAUAAAGCAUUAUACAUGUAAUACAUGUGGAAUUGAUAUAGGAAAUAUGUACAAUAUCUAGCAAAACAUUUGAUGAAUUCCUUCUCUAAACCAUUUAGUAUAAUAUAUCCUCAUUUGAAUAAUUAUUAUUGGUAUCGGCGAAUCGCACAUUGGACGGGUUAUGCUUAUUCUUUGUAAAACAGUUCAUGUCACUGGGUCCAAUAGUUUAUAAUAUAGUUUAUUAAUAAUUCAAUGUUAAGUAUGCGUAAUCCUGUACUGUUAUAUAAUUUAUAUAGAUAGGUUUUAGCUGAUAGAUGUAGGUUACAUGUAAGGAUUUCAAAUAUACAUCAUACCAACCCGUCGAUGUAUUUCAUUUAUAUCUUAUAAGAUUACUUUAUUAUGUUCAGAAAUCUUUUGGGUAUUUCUAUUGGAGGUCAUUACCCAUCUUCAUUAGCCCAGCCGGGGCAGAACAUUUGGAAGUUAAACCUCAUUUCAUUUAUGACAUAUUAUGUUUUUGUAUUAUUCUCGUCAUGCAGAAUGGAGAAAUGUAAUGUGCAAAAUAACCUUUAUACUAUAUUUUGUAUUAUUGAAAAGUGUAUUAUGUAUUAGUUUUAGUACACUUUCCGAGGUGUAUCGGUGAAUAUCAGGACAGUUUUGGUCGAGGGGCCCAGCCGAGGCGGCUCCCGACCAAAACUGUCCUGAUAUUCACCGAUACACCGAGGAAAAGUGCUAAUAAGUUACUUACAUCACAUUUCGAUCGAGUAUUGUGAAGCAAAAUGUGAAAAAUAGUAUUUAUUAUCGAGUCGUUUCAACCGAAAAGUGACAAACACUUUCUGCUCUUUCAUUUAUCCCUUUCUGAGCCUCACGUUACAUUUCAUGGUAGAAUGAUUUCGCAGUGGAGAGACGACCUGAGUAGUAUUUACACGUGCGUAUUGCUAUGAUACUAUGAUCGUAAAACAAUCACGUGUUUGUUUAGACCACAUCGUCAAAACAACUUGUCUAUGGCGUAGAGGACUGCGAUAUUAUUAAAUGUAGUGUAAAGGAAAUGCGAAACGUGGGUCAUUCCUGGUGAAAGUAUGCAUCGGCGGAUGGUUCUUCCAUUGAAAUUCAUUUGUAAUAAAGUUUAUGACUUUCUAGGCGUUUUUUUUUCAUUCUGCUUAUUUUCAAUGCCUGUGAAGUGUCCAGCAAGAGAACUGCGCCUUCUAUCAUCACAAUUAAUUAAAAUAAUUAUUCAAUAUUCUAAUUUAUAUAUUUUGCAUAUUAAUAUAAAUCAAACCAAAUUAUGAAAUAGAUGCCAAUUGAUAUGUAUAAUAAUUGAUUUUUGUAAUAUGUUGUUAUGUUAAUUUAAUGGCAUUGUAUAUGUUUUUGAACUGCCAUGUAGUUCCGCCGGUUUGUUUUGUUAAUAUGAUUUUGACUAGUUGUUUCAUGUACAUUAUCCUUGUGCAUUGUAUAGAGCCAUCGUUAUCAAUUGCGAUCUGGGUCGGACUAAACGUCCGCUACUUAUUGCUUGAUAGGUAUCUAAAACAGUAUAAAAGUAUCCGUGUAUCAAAAAUGAACAGUACUCUUUUCUGUAUAUUUCUGAUACACGGAUACUUUUAAGCAUGUAUUGAAAAUAAACAGGACAGUUUUAUCAAAGGUUGCCAGUGGCAACGAGUAGAAGUGGGAUGUAAAUAUUUUAACACUAGACAAUGGUAUUGUGGAGCAAUGGAAAUUGCAAAAUUGUAAAACUAAAAUAAGUAUUGUAUUUUGAACUGCUGACAUAUACGUAUACGUGACAACUGAAUUAUGGGAUGUAUAGAGAUUACACAUUUUUAAACCGGGGAUGUAUAUAUCCAUGUCCUUGACUACUAGACAUAAAUUAUAUAAGUAUACAUAUUAAUUUAAAUAGUUUAACUAGUAAUUAUUGUAUUUUUUUUAUCACGCUUCACUUGGUAGUGUAUUAUUAUAUUGGUAGUAGAAUGAUCGAAUUAGCCCAAAAAUAUGUAUAAGUUUCGUUCUUGUGCAGCAGAUAUUUCAUGUUGGUCUCAAAGCAGAUGAUUUGAUUUAUUAGCCAGACAGCAUGAAUAAUAAUUUGCAUGAUAAGUUGAGAUAUUUUAUAUAGACUGCUGUGUCGACCAAGGCACGUUUUAGCAAAUUGUGUCUUAUUUUUGUACUUUUUUUUAUAUUUUUAAAGGAUAUAAUGUAUUUUAGAUUGUAUAACUGUUUAUUAUAACAUUAACAAUAAUCUCGCCUUUUUAAUACUGUGCUAUUUCAAUACUUUUAUAUCUAUUUAUGAAUGUUAACAUUAUGCUUUAUAACAUAGUUCAUAAUAAUCAAUAAACAAUAU
Messenger RNA from Patella vulgata (common limpet), 5069 nucleotides. Its product is annotated as multiple epidermal growth factor-like domains protein 10. The record is from RefSeq and is a predicted model, not a curated record. The transcript is spliced from 5 exons. Lineage: Eukaryota; Metazoa; Mollusca; Gastropoda; Patellidae. Gene Ontology annotation, molecular function: scavenger receptor activity; protein binding. The annotation marks the transcript as partial.